AUGGUGCUGUGCGAGGAGCUGAAGCAGAACUUGGACACCGUGUGCCGCCAGAAGGCACAGUGUGGUCUCGAAGCUGGCGAGUUGAGACGCCAGCGGGACCAGGCGUGCGAGCAUGCACAGCGGCUCGAGCAGCAAAUGGCCUCCCUCCAGGACAGCCACGCACGAGAGGUGGAGCUGCUGUUCCAGCAGAUGGGUGACCUGAAAGAGAAGAACCGCUGCCUGUCGGCCGUCAACCAGGAGCAGGGCAGGCAGCUGCAGGAGGAGCUGUCCAAGCGAGGUUUUUCCUCGGAGGCGGACGCUAUCUGUGCUAAGCUGCAGCUGCGCCAGGAGCUGGAACAACUGCGCGAGGAGCUGCUGCUCAAGGACGAGCAGCUGCGCGCUCUGGCGGCCAAGUUUGGCCGCUUCCGCAAGGCAUACGAAGACAACUACCAGCGAGCCACCGACGACAUUGACAAGCUCGACACCAUGCUCGAGCGUGUCAUCGAGACACUGGAGGCUGAGCCCGAGGCCGUGUCCAGCUGCCCAGCGCUCAGGCAGCUGCUGCACAACCUGCGUGGUGGAGGUGCAGGCGAUGCUGCAAGCACACCAUCCGGUGACAACCUCAGUAAUCGCAAGAUGCCCACAGCUCUCUAGCAUGGACACAGGCGGUCGUCUACUCGUGAGGGAACUGCCAUCUUGUUUCUGCAAAAGCCUUGCUUGUAGAGUUUAGUUCCACCGUCCACACCGCUGCACGCUCGCAAUGCAGCAGUAGCGUCCACGCACAAUGCGUCCAGCAACUACUGCAGCACGCUCUCUUGUUCUGCUGCCAACAGACAACUUUCAAGCAUCGUUGUGCAAAGAGGCAUCUUUUUAUGCCUGUGUGGAAUUUCGUUUGGUGUUUGCCUCUCUUGGCUAUAGUUAAUCCAAGUGUUUCUGUGUAAUUUUUAGCUGUGAACAAAUGACUUUAUUCACUGAGUUGCACCAUUAUUUUACAGUGUAAAACUUGGCAUGCUUGUAAUAUAUACAUACAUAUACAUAUAAUUAUUAUCCAAUCAAGAUACAUCUUGUGUCUAAUGACUGUACGCGGGAGUAGGUCAAAGUGUCAGACCACAGAUUAAAAAUGUGAAAGCAAAAGACAAGCGAAACUGUGAAAGGUCGUAAUAUUUUUCACUGCGAGUUCUCCUCGCAACAUUCCGCACAAUUUUUUUCUUUUUGGAACCAAGCCAAUGUGUUCUCAGGGUAGUUUCAUCUUUUAUCUGCCUUGCUUUUACAUUCAUUAACCUAACUUAUAAGUUUCACUUUUCCUAAUUUCCUCUUUUGGGAAAGCAGCCAACUGGUCCAAUUUUUGGCAAAUUGUCAAAUUUUAUUCCAGGCUCUCUAGGGGUAUUAGCUGUCUUAUCAUGCUGAGUGUUGCCUAGACAUGGCUCUUCCCACUGUACCACUGGUGGGUUGCUACUAAUGCAGAGAUUGUACAUUGCAGUGAGUUCAGCAUAGUACUUCACUUGUGAGUGUACCCUGCCCGAUUUAUUCACAUUUGACAAAAACUCACAAGGUCUCUUAUGCAUUCAAUUGAGAUGACUCGAAGGCAAAAAGCUUUCUUCUCCUCAGACCUCACGUGGUGUUGCACUGCUUCCAAGAUCGGCCCACCUUUGACCAAGCGAGAUGUCACGUGAUUACCUUGUCAUAUGUCAUGAUGACGUUACAAAUUUUGGAAAUCUGUCAAGUCAUGGUGAUGUACAUCAUCACAUCUUGUAUGACAUCACCCAAUUUUUAGUACCGUUUGUGUAGAUGCUGGCGACAGUCAUCACCGUUUGCGUUUGAUGAGGCAUAUAAGGCCUUCGUCUUAAUAAAAUGUCACAGUUUCGCCGCAACGGUGAAGCAAUGAAUGCGAUAGCAACAAAUUAGAAUGUCACACGAAGAACGGCAAGCAGCUCAGUACUUGCAACACGCCACUCGAGCGCAGAGGACUGGCGAAAAGAGCACACACAGGACGACCGCGAACUAACAACUGUCACAGCUCGACACUUGCAGCGCGCUGCUCAAACACAAGGAAGGACACUUGAAAAGAACGCACAGGUACACACAAGACGAGCGCGAACUAACUGUUACGGUUGUUACUUCGUGUUUGAGCAGUGCGCUAGAACUCAACGCUGUUACACUUCUUUGCUUUAAAACUGCAGCGCGUAGAGUGACCCCUCCGGGUCUCCUGACGCGUGGUGGCGUUAGACACAUUCUUUACUCGGCGUUCCACAUCGUCAGUGGCUACAGAAAGGGGCCACCUUCUAGUGCGCGUCUGAACAAAAAUGUAGGAACGUUGCUAUAAGCGCGCCCUUCGGGCAAUCUCGCGGGUGAUACUACACAUACUGAAGCACCUCUGAGCUCUGCUUGCCGUUAGCGUUAAGUAUGUAAAUAGCUCGCCGUUGUUAUGCUAAACAGCCGGAGGUGCGUGGCCGAGUUGUUUAAGGCGGUGCGCUGCGGAGCGAGGGGUCAAAGGUUCGAAUUCCGGUGGUGCGCUUAAGAAAUUUUUUCUUAUUAUUUAUUUUUCUUUGUGGCUUUUAUUUAUAUAUACAUUCAUAUACAUAUCCGGGACAUGACGGCGUCGACAGACGGCGACGGCAAAAACCAGCUGAGAGUGUCCAUAUAACUGCUAUCGCAAUAAAAGACAUUGCCUGCAGCGACAGUGCUCAAAAUAAUGGUUUCAUGCAAGAGAACAGUGGCAGCAUUCUACAGCAACAGAAACAUUUUUAAAGGACCCCUGACAGCAAAAUUUUCGUU
Messenger RNA from Rhipicephalus sanguineus (brown dog tick), 2754 nucleotides. RefSeq names its product cingulin-like protein 1. NCBI's taxonomy places the organism in Eukaryota, Metazoa, Arthropoda, Arachnida, Ixodida, Ixodidae. The record is from RefSeq and is a predicted model, not a curated record. The transcript has 5 exons. Bases 1 to 633 code for a protein of 210 amino acids.